Molecule: messenger RNA, 3236 nt
Organism: Ailuropoda melanoleuca (giant panda)
Lineage: Eukaryota; Metazoa; Chordata; Mammalia; Carnivora; Ursidae
Gene: NKX3-1
Product: NK3 homeobox 1
Exons: 2
Coding region: 48-743 (231 amino acids)
Biological process (GO): cell differentiation; regulation of transcription by RNA polymerase II
Cellular component (GO): nucleus
Molecular function (GO): DNA-binding transcription factor activity, RNA polymerase II-specific; RNA polymerase II cis-regulatory region sequence-specific DNA binding
Source: RefSeq, a predicted model, not a curated record
CGCCGAGGACGCAGCUGACGCCGCUGGGCAGCAGCCGAGCCGCCGGGAUGCUCAGGGCUCCCGAGCCGCGGCCCAGGGAGGCGGGGGCGGCCAACCAGUCCAAGCCGCUCACCUCCUUCCUCAUCCAGGACAUCCUGCGGGACGGCGCGGAGAGGCGCGGCGGCCACACAAGCAGCCCGCAGCCCCCGCUCCGGCCGGACCCGCGGCGAGACCAGGAGCCGGAGCCCGAGCGAGGAAGAGGCGGCGCCGGGGCGCCCGAGGACGAGUGGAGAGCCCGGCCCCGCGCCGCGCAGGAGGCCGACGCGCCGGCGGAGAGCGAGCCAGAUAGACACUUUGAGACUUAUCUGUUGGACUGUGAAAACAGUGCAGGCUCCUUACCAAGCCUUCCGCAAACCUCGAAACAGCCACAGAAGCGCUCCCGUGCCGCCUUCUCCCACACUCAGGUCAUUGAGUUAGAGAGGAAAUUCAGCCACCAGAAGUAUCUGUCAGCCCCUGAAAGGGCUCACCUGGCCAAGAACCUCAAGCUCACUGAGACCCAGGUGAAAAUAUGGUUCCAGAACAGACGCUAUAAGACCAAGCGAAAGCAGCUCACCUCGGACCUGGGAGACCUGGAGAAGCACUCCUCCCUGCCGGCUCUGAAAGAGGAGGGCUUAUCCCAGGCCUCCCCCAUCUCCAUGCAUAACAGCUACCCUUACUACCCCUACCUGUACUGCUUGGGAGGCUGGAACCCACCUUUCUGGUAAUGCCAGCGCAGGUGACAGUCAUGAGCAGUCAAACAUUGCCUUCCCCGGUUGCGCCUCUGGAAGGCAAAAGAGGCCAGGCUCGGGGAGGAGGCCUGCAUACUGAUGCCAUUGGAGGUCUGCAUGGACAUCCCAGAUUCUUCCCUGGUGAUCGGGGACAGUGAAUAAUAUCCAAACAGUUCCCCCAACACAUGAUGUGGGACGUUUUUUGCUCUUGGAGACCUCCGUGAAGUGGGAAGGGAUUAAAGUCAAGUGCUCUUUCUAGCACUUCCUAUGAUUUCGUAUGAGCCGUCCUUCUGAGGAUGUCGUUUCCACUCCAUCCUCUUGUGUACCUAACUGCGCAUCAACCCUGAAAGUGCAAACUUGAAGGGAGAAAGGAUGGCCAAGACCAGGGUGUCACCUCCUGAAUUAUACUUAAGUUCGAAAACCUCUCGUUGACCUUGGAAUGCAAUCAAGGUUCCUCUCUGUCCCUGAAAGAGAGAGGAAGGCAGAGGCUCUCACAGAGAAGCCUGUCCUGCUCAACACUGACUGGCGUGGAAUAUGGAGAUGGGUAGGAGGAGAUGAAAAUACAAGCUGCUUCUCUUUCCUUUUUAAAUAAUACGCCAACCUGAGUAUUUACGGGGUGGCCCAAGUAGAACAAGAAGCACUCACUGUGGUUUUGGGACAUGCUGUAUAAACGGAAAUGUGCUGCAAGGGGGGGGGGGGCGGGACAGAAGACUCUCCAUGACCAACAACGGCCUGAGGAGAAGCCUCUGCACUGCGGCUGGGUGGUGGUGGGGUCAUUACAUUUUUGGUUAAUAAAGGUAAAAAAGCCUCCUCUGGACCUUUUUGCCCUGGGCCUGAGAAUUGGAAUGAGUAGUUUCCUGGAGUUUUCAGGCUGUAAUUCAUACUACACCAUGGCAGAUCACAUACUUCUCUCCUGUAAGCUCCUGCCUUCCCUCCUUUUGGUUUUUGUUCCUUUUCCACAACAAUCACCCACCAGAGGGCUUCUUUUCAGCCCAGACUUUUAGUCUGGCUGCACCCAACAUAUGCCUUCCUUAUUUAGCCUGAGAUCUGGUCUUUUUUUUUCCCCCCAAAGCUUUAUCUCUCCUGGGUUUAAAGAAAACAAAAAAGUAGGGUAGGGGGAAGAUUCUGAAUUGGCUAAAAGACAUGCAUUUUUUAAAACUAGCAAUUCUUAUAUUUUUUCUUUAAAAACAUACAUUAAAUCCCAAAUCCUAUUUAAAGAUUUGACAGCUCGAAAAGGUCACUGCUGCUUUUAUAAGACUUUCUGGUGGCUCUGUUGUUGCAGUUCAAAGUCUGACAACCCUCUGGGAUCCCUGCAGGCAGAGAGUUAAGAGGUAUCGGGCUUUCACACACAAGGAGAACACAGGGCAAAACGAAGAGUCAGGCACGGUUGAGCUGUCCAGUGGAAAUGCAGGGUUCAUGGGCAAGGCGUGGAGAAAAGGCAGCCGGGGCCUCGGGGAGCUGGGCUCCUGGCUGCAAGCUGAGGGGGCUGAUAGCACUUUGCCAGCAGGAGCUAAGGAAAAGGAAACCGUUUUCAAGACUCAUUACUGUGGCGUUCAUCACCAAACAAUGAAACCGUCCAAAAACUUUGGGAACUGUAUUUAAUGCCCAUAAAAAGUGGGUCCCCCAAAUGAGUCACCUAGUGACUUCACUGAGAAUGGAAGAGGGCAAAGGAGAAAUCUGGCCAUGCUUCUGUUUCACCCAAUUGUCUCAGGUGACCUGGCAAAGGGGAGAUGUCAGAGUAGGAGAAGCCAGUUACUAAUGAGGUACCCCGAGGCCUGGAAAUCUCUUGAUCCCACUACUUAAUUCUGUUUAGUGAGAAACCAUUCAAUUUCCUCCUAUUAAAAGGGGCGAUUUACUGUUGGUGGCAAAACUGCCAGAGUUGAUAGAAAGUUGGCCCGUUUCACCCCAUUUUCUCCCAUUUGGGCCCCACAUUGAAAUACUGUUAACUCCCCCGGCUGCUGACAAGCACCAGGGUGCAGACGGCAGGCUGGCCUAGAUUGCUUGCUCCUGUUCACAAGGCGUUGAAGAGAAGCAUUCAGUGUCCACUCCCUGCUCGGUACCCUUUCUCACCCACCCUCUCAGUUUAAGUCUUUCCACCUGCAGUCCUGCAAGUAUUAAACAUUUUACUGUGAUGUGUAUUGUGUUGCCAAAAAAAAAAAAAAGUCUUUGUUUAAAAUUAUUGGGUCUUUGAAUCCAUCUUGCUUUUCCUUCAUUGGAGCUAGUCACACCCCCAUCUCCGAACUGGUACAACAGCCCUGGAAGAACUGGUGUCUGGGCAUCUGAUAGGUGAAAUAGAGGGUACCCCUGACCACCUCACCCCAGACAGCCUGCUUCCAUUCCGUACGUUAGUUUGGAUUCUCCACCUGCAUAACAAACUGCUCCGAUCUGUAACAUGAAAGCCUGUGACUUGAAGUUGAGUAAAGUACCCCAACCAAACUUUAUUUUUCUAAGUAUUUUUGGCAAUAUAGGAGUGUUUUUAAAAUAAAGGAC